AUGUGCCCUGUGCUGUGCUGUGCUGUGCUGUGCUGGGCGGCGGUUGUGUGCCUGUGUCAGAUGGCGUGGGUGGGUGAGUGGGUGUAUGGGAGGAGGGGUGGAUGGAUGGAAGAAUCGGGCGUGUGGAGGCGUGUGGGUGUACGGCGCGCAAAGCUUAUCGCCGCCCGCUCCUCGCUGCUAUUGCUGCUCCUGCUGCCGAUGAGCCUGGCCCUCGACGACCUGCACGGCAUCCUCCAUCCAUCCAUCCUUGAGCCUCUUGCGCGUUGCUCCAGCGCAACCAACCCCACAUGCAUGCCCUCGUCGCCCAUGGGUGGAUGGAUGCAGCGGCGGCGAGCCACACACACCUCCUCACGUGCGACACCCACAUGCCAUUGCCAUGCCAUGCCUCUUGCUGAUACUCGUGCUCGUAUCAACAUACCGUCUACUUAG
Molecule: messenger RNA, 429 nt
Organism: Bipolaris maydis ATCC 48331
Lineage: Eukaryota; Fungi; Ascomycota; Dothideomycetes; Pleosporales; Pleosporaceae
Source: RefSeq, a predicted model, not a curated record